AUGCGCAGUGUAUAUACUGCAGCAAUUCCAACUGAACACCUACGAAUGAGCAGCAGCAGCAGCAGUGGCAGCAGCAGCAGCAGCUGUGCUGCUGCCGGUUCUCCUGAGGAACUGAGGGCCCUUGAGGUUGUUGCAGCAGCAGCAACAACAGCAGCAGCAGCAGCAAAUGCAGCAGCAACAGCAAAACGGCUUAUGCAGCUGCAGAAUGCUGCUACUCGCUGCUCCUCCUCUUCUUCUAAGAGGGCACCUUGUCAGCUGCAGCAGCAGCAGCAGCAAAUGCUUGCUGCAGCAGCAGAAGAAGCUGCAGCAGCAGCAGCACCAGAAGUAGCAGCACCACCAACAGCAGCAAGCAUUUCCUGCGAUACCCCUACAGAGAACGCAGAAGCAGCAGCUGCUGCUGCUGCGUCUGCAGCAGCGGCAACCGCAGCAGCAACAACUGCAGCAGCAGCAGCAGCAGCAGCAAAUCUAACAGCAGCAGAUGAUAUCUUAAUAGAUAACGUGGAGCUUUUGCUGUGGCAGCUGCAGCAGGAGGUGCUGCAGCAGCAGCAGAAUGCAGCAGCAGCAGCAGCAGCAACUGAGGCGCUGCAGAAACUUUGCAGCAACUGCAGCAGCAACGACAACAGCUGCAGCAGCAACAGCUGUAUGAGUGUAUCUGCUGCUGCUGCUGCUGCUGCUCCUUGUGCUGCAGCACUUUGUACAGCUGCUGUAUCUUUAUUGCAGCAGGAUGCUGCCUUCAAGCUGCAGCUGCUGCAGGAGGUUGCAGCAGCAGCAGCAGCAACAGCAGCAGCAGCAGCAGCAGAUACACAAGCAGCAGCAACCUCUGCUGCUGCUGCAGCAAAAGCAGCACGACUAGCUUGGAUGACUCAUCCCUUUGUUGCACGACUGCAGCAGCUGCUGCCGCUGCUGCGCCGACAGCUGCAGCAGCAGCAGCAACAGCAGCAAAGGCAGCAGCAGCUAACUGCGGAGACAGGACUCGAAUUUGUUACUUAA
This is a messenger RNA of Eimeria maxima, 990 nucleotides long. RefSeq lists its product as hypothetical. NCBI's taxonomy places the organism in Eukaryota, Apicomplexa, Conoidasida, Eucoccidiorida, Eimeriidae. The record is from RefSeq and is a predicted model, not a curated record. The coding region runs from base 1 to 990 and encodes 329 amino acids. The transcript has a single exon.